AUGUUAAUGGUAAAUACAAGUCGAAUUCAUGAUUCAUUAUAUGAUAUUUUUAAUCAAAAUUUUUCAAUAGCGGCAACAGGUGAUAUGAGAAAGAUAUUUUCAAAAGUUGCCAUUGGCCCAAAAACAAUUGAUGUUACUGUUCAUAUUAAAAGAAGUGAAUUUAAAGAUAUACCAGCACCUUUCCUUAGUCGUUUUCAAAGAUAUUCAUUAAGUGUCAAUGAUUUCUAUCGUAUUCGCUUACAUAAACUUACUGGUAAUGAACAGUUGAUUGUAAGAAAUGUCGAAGAGAAUGUUUUAUCAUUUAUUGAACAGUUCAGGCGACAAUAUUUUUAUGGUAUCAAUAAAAGUACUCUUUAUUCAUGUCUGCUAUCAUUAAUUAAAGUAAAUGAAAACGAAGAACAUUCUUUAUUAAAUGUGAAUCAACACAUUAUACACAAUUAA
Messenger RNA from Rotaria socialis, 441 nucleotides. NCBI's taxonomy places the organism in Eukaryota, Metazoa, Rotifera, Eurotatoria, Philodinida, Philodinidae. The record is from the annotation of a GenBank genome assembly.